Adineta ricciae is the source of this 549-nucleotide messenger RNA. The record is from the annotation of a GenBank genome assembly. Lineage: Eukaryota; Metazoa; Rotifera; Eurotatoria; Adinetida; Adinetidae.
AUGGCUCGAAAGUAUGAAGACAUUGAACGGGAGAUUCGCCGAAUUGAAGGACAACUGUUGGUCGCCAAACAAAUCUGCCGAGAAAACCUUAAAGAAAUAAACCAUCUGAAGAAACAACAAGAAAAUGAUCCGAUUGUCGAACAAACAAAUCAUCUUCUAUCACUGAAAUCUCUAAAUUCUGAUCAACAUGCUGAUCAAUUCAACAAUUUACUUCGUCUAGUUCAUGAACAACAAGCAACUUCAUCUGAAAAGACUAUACAAACUGAAGAAAAAAAUGCAGACGAAAAUGACUUGUUAGUUGAUCUCUCAUCGAAUAUCACUGAGCUGGAAUCAUUAUUUGAUUAUGCAAAAACUCUUCUCACUCAACCGGUUACAUCGAUCCAUAUGCUCAACAAUACUCUUCCAUUACACGAUAUUACUACAGAUCUCUCCACCACCCGUCGUUUAUCAACAAAUUCUAUUCAAAUCACUGAUCUUCAACAACGCGUAGAUCUCAUGCAUCAACGACUAGCAAAUCUCGAUCAAUGUGAUGAUUGCUUAGUACAAUAG